AUUUCUCUGGCCGUUUCGCUCAUCCAUUCGCCGCCUCUUCUCCUUCUGGACGAACCGACAGCUAAUGUCGAUCCACUCAUAAGACUCUCCAUUUGGGAUCAUCUCAACAGUCUUUGCAGAGAAGAGGGUCUAACCGUUUUAAUUACCACUCAUUACAUGGAGGAAGCGGAAGGCGCCUACACCAUAGGACUCAUGAGGAAUGGACGGCUUCUGGCCGAAGACACUCCACAAGCGCUGUUCGUUAGAUUCAAUGCAAACACUUUCGACAAAUUGUAUCUAAAGUUGUGCCAAAUUGACGACGAAUUCACUCAUUUGAAUGCAAACUGCAAUACAAUGGAGGGCUCGACACUACCGAUGGCCGAAUGGCCGCUCUGUGAGCGCCGUUUGUGUGCCAUUAAUAAUGCGAUAAUUAAUUUCAAUUUUCUGCGAUUUUUCGCCUCAAUUAAGAAGAACUUAUUUGUGAUUCGCGGAAAUCUGGCGCUCAUGUUAUUCUUCUUCAUCUUUCCUUCUCUCCAAAUGGUGCUCUUUUGUUCAUCAAUUGGUCGACAAGUGAGACAAUUACCGAUCGCCACAUAUAGUGCCCCAAAUUCGGGU
Messenger RNA from Medioppia subpectinata, 594 nucleotides. The record is from the annotation of a GenBank genome assembly. Lineage: Eukaryota; Metazoa; Arthropoda; Arachnida; Sarcoptiformes; Oppiidae.